Messenger RNA from Peromyscus eremicus (cactus mouse), 6806 nucleotides. It is a transcript of the gene Lrig2, whose product is annotated as leucine rich repeats and immunoglobulin like domains 2. The record is from RefSeq and is a predicted model, not a curated record. The transcript has 18 exons. Bases 221 to 3403 code for a protein of 1060 amino acids. Lineage: Eukaryota; Metazoa; Chordata; Mammalia; Rodentia; Cricetidae. Gene Ontology annotation, molecular function: protein binding.
GCGGGGCGGGGCGGGCGAGCGGUGUCUGUCAGGGCUUCAGCUGUACGCCCCCCACUGCCGCCCCCCUCCCCCGCGGUCGCGUCGUUGCCACCUUUCGCUUGCCUUGAGAGGGGACAGGUGACGGCCGGGGCUCUGGGUGGCGGCUUGGCCUCCGGGCAUCUGUCCUCAGCCGCCUCUCUGAGCCAGCCUCGGUCCUCGAGCGGGUCCCGGCCGCGGGAAGAUGGCGGCCGCACCCCGCGGCGUCUGCGAGCAGCGGCGCCUGGGCUGUGGGUCGGGACCCCUCGCGCGGCUGCUCGUCCUUGCGCAGGCGCUGCUGCUGCUGCCCGCCGCCCGGGCCGGCCUGUGCCCGGCGCCCUGCGCCUGCCGCCUUCCACUGCUGGACUGCAGUCGCAGGAAGCUGCCCGCGCCCAGCUGGAGGGCACUGUCAGGCCCGCUGCCCCCCGAUACCUCCAGCCUGGAUUUGAGUCAUAACCGGUUGUCUAACUGGAACAUAAGCUUGGAAUCACAGACUUUACAAGAAGUGAAAAUGAAUUACAAUGAGCUAACAGAGAUCCCAUAUUUUGGAGAACCAACACCUAAUAUUACUCUACUUUCAUUAGUCCAUAAUCUAAUACCAGAAAUAAAUGCAGAAGCAUUCCAGCUUUACUCUGCUCUCGAGAGUUUAGACCUCAGUUCCAAUAUAAUAUCAGAGAUCAAGACAUCUUCAUUUCCUCAAAUGUCGCUGAAGUAUCUGAAUUUGAGUAAUAAUAGGAUAACCACCUUGGAGGCCGGUUGCUUUGACAACUUAUCAGGUUCUUUAUUAGUGGUAAAAUUAAACCGGAACCGAAUUAGCAUGAUUCCACCUAAAGUCUUCAAGCUGCCUCAUCUCCAGUUCUUGGAACUGAAAAGAAACAGGAUUAAAAUUGUAGAAGGCCUUACCUUCCAAGGGCUUGAUUCCUUACGCUCAUUGAAAAUGCAACGGAAUGGAAUUAGCAAACUCAAAGAUGGAGCAUUUUUUGGCUUGAAUAAUAUGGAAGAAUUAGAGCUGGAACAUAAUAACCUCACAGGAGUGAACAAAGGGUGGCUGUAUGGCUUGCGAAUGUUACAGCAGCUCUAUAUGAGCCAGAAUGCUAUCGAAAGAAUCAGCCCUGACGCAUGGGAGUUCUGCCAGAGACUGUCUGAACUGGAUUUGUCCUAUAACCAGCUGACCCGCCUUGAUGAAUCUGCCUUUGUGGGUUUGAGUUUCCUAGAGAGAUUGAAUUUAGGGGACAAUAGAGUCACUCAUAUUGCUGAUGGUGUAUUUAGGUUUCUUUCCAAUCUUCAAACACUAGAUUUGAGAAACAAUGAAAUUUCAUGGGCCAUAGAAGAUGCUAGUGAAGCCUUUGCUGGACUCAAAAGUCUCACUAAAUUAGUCUUGCAAGGAAACCAGAUUAAGUCAAUUACACAGAAAGCAUUCAUUGGUCUUGAAUCCCUUGAGUAUUUAGAUUUGAACAACAAUGCUAUAAUGUCUAUCCAAGAAAAUGCUUUUUCUCAGACUCACUUAAAGGAGCUUGUUCUGAACACAAGCAGUUUGCUCUGUGAUUGUCAUUUGAAGUGGCUACUUCAGUGGCUGGUGGAUAACAACUUUCAUCAUUCUGUGAAUGUAAGCUGUGCACAUCCUGAAUGGUUAGCUGGGCAAAGCAUCCUGAAUGUGGACCUGAAAGAUUUUGUCUGUGAUGAUUUUCUGAAGCCUCAGCUAAGGACACAUCCUGAAAGCACAGUUGCUCUAAGAGGUGUUAAUGUGACUCUGACGUGUACUGCAGUAAGCAGCAGUGAUUCUCCCAUGUCCACUGUAUGGCGCAAGGAUAGUGAGAUCCUGUAUGAUGUGGAUAUCGAGAAUUUUGUUCGUUACCGGCAGCAGGCUGGAGAAGCUCUGGAAUAUACUAGUGUCUUACACCUCUUCAAUGUGAACUUCACAGAUGAAGGGAAAUACCAGUGUAUUGUUACUAAUCACUUUGGCUCUAAUUAUUCGCAGAAAGCCAAACUGACUGUGAAUGAGAUGCCCUCUUUUCUGAAAACUCCGAUGGAUCUAACUAUUCGCACUGGUGCCAUGGCCAGAUUAGAAUGUGCGGCAGAGGGGCACCCUGCACCUCAGAUUUCCUGGCAGAAAGACGGUGGUACUGACUUUCCUGCAGCCCGAGAAAGACGAAUGCAUGUCAUGCCUGAGGAUGACGUCUUCUUCAUUGCCAACGUUAAGAUAGAAGACAUGGGAAUCUACAGCUGCAUGGCACAGAACAUAGCCGGAGGCCUCUCAGCGAAUGCCUCCCUCAUUGUGUUAGAGACACCUUCAUUUAUUAGACCUCUGGAGGACAAGACUGUCACCCGAGGUGAAACGGCAGUAUUGCAGUGCAUAGCUGGAGGGAGUCCUGCUCCUCGCCUCAACUGGACCAAAGAUGAUGGACCACUCUUAGUAACAGAACGACACUUCUUUGCUGCAGCCAAUCAGCUUCUCAUCAUUGUAGAUGCUGGGUUAGAAGAUGCUGGAAAAUAUACCUGCAUUAUGUCUAACACUCUUGGGACAGAGCGGGGACAUAUUUACUUAAACGUCAUUUCAUCCUCCAAUUGUGACUCUUCUCAGAAUAGCAUUGGACAUGAGGAUGAUGGUUGGACCACAGUUGGCAUUGUCAUCAUUGUGGUGGUCUGCUGUGUGGUGGGCACGUCUUUGAUCUGGGUCAUUGUAAUCUACCACGUGAGAAGGAAAAAUGAAGACUAUAGUAUCACAAAUACAGAGGAACUUAAUUUGCCUGCAGACAUUCCCAGCUAUCUGUCUUCCCAAGGAACACUGUCUGAACCGCAGGAAGGCUACAGCAACUCUGAGGCCGGCAGUCAUCAGCAGCUUAUGCCUCCCGCCAACGGAUACGUACACAAGGGCACGGACGGUGGUACCAGUACCCGGGUGAUCUGUUCAGAUUGUUAUGACAAUGCCAACAUCUACUCGAGGACCCGAGAAUACUGUCCAUACACCUAUAUUGCUGAGGAGGAUGUUUUAGACCAGACCCUGUCCAGCCUCAUGGUUCAGAUGCCCAAAGAGACAUUUUUGUCGAAUCCUCCCCAAGAUGCUACUACUCUGGAGAGUCUGAUACCAUCAGCAGAGAGAGAGCUGUCUGCCUUUCCCACCAACCAUGAGAGGAUGAAUGAGAAGCUUCCCUUCUCACAGAUGAGCAGUGAAAUAUUCCAGCGGCCGUUGUGGAACAUGAACAGAGAACUAGGCCUACUUCCCUUUCCCCAGCAGCCUGUCCUUGACUCGCCACAGCUUCAGCGACAUGAGGGCCUGCCAGAGAGGGAUCCAAACUGCUCUUCCCCUGUGUCCUGCCACAGGUUACAUGACCACACUUUCGAUUUUAGUAGGACUCGGAACAUUCAAGAUGGUAGUGAAGGCACAUGAAGCCCAUUCGGGAGGAAGUCUGAGCAGAAACUCAAGUUAGUUAAUUUACUACCUCAGAGUUGAGAAGAACCCCCAAAGUCAGCACUUGCGUAACUCUUGGCUUCGAGUUAUAUCUGACCACCCCAAGUAGCCCUGAUGUCUGGGCUUACACCUGUUGAAGAAAAGUUAGUGGCUGACAAAUGUACCGCAGAAAUGUGUACCGCGUUGAGAGUACACAGCCCUGGAAGUGAUGUGGGCAAGUAUCCUUCCAGAUGGCCCCACAGGGAUGUGCCCAGGUGUGCGCUGCCCGUCAUGAAGAGUGUCGUUGCUGCUUAGCCUGCUGGAUUGCCCCAGUCCUCAGAAUGGUCAUGGGAAAGCAUCACUACUUUGACAUUCUACUUGGCCUUCCAAGUUAGGAGCAGAGAUAGCUUCUGAGUUCUCCUAACUCUGACUGGGAUUCUCCUGUGGUGUUGAACAGAGAAUGGAGGCUGAGGCUUUGAUAUUCAAGGUCUUCAGCUAGAAGUUUUGCUGACUGGUACCAGAGCAAAGGCUUUUGUAUUCGUGUGUGUGUGUGUGUGUGUGUGUGUGUGUGUGUGUGUGUUUUGGUGUAUGUGUGUGGGGGGCUAUGUUUGUUUUGUCCCUAUAACCAGGGAUGUCAUUGUAAAUAUAUGUGCAUUUAUAAAUAAUUUUUCUACUCAUUGACCUUGUGUGUUGGCUACAGUGUAAAUACUUUUGAUAUGCCCAAAUUAUAUAUAAUGUCUAUCUGGUUACUGUCUGGGCAGCAACUUCUCAAGAUCACAGAUUUUACAUAACUUAGUUUAAUGAGGUCUACAAACUCUGUUUAAAGCUCUAAGACUAUUUGUUACGAAGCUUAUGUAGAGAGGCGGGGUACUUAGUGAUUGUGUGCUCACAAACUCAGUCUUGGUGUAAUUAACUGCUUGCUUCAUGCCUGAAGGUCCAUGCAUCCAAUCCCUUGCCGUGUGUUUACAAGUGCCAGGUGAUAAUCUUGUUCUAGCAUGAACGUCUAGCUCUUCCAGAGCCCAGCACCUUGUCGCAGCCCUGUGAGCAUAGAAGAUUACUUAUUUGGGGACUGUCUUCUGUCAGCAAAGUACUUUAAUGACAAGGAAACCAAAGAUUGUUCUUUUCUAUGUUUACUUUGUUUUUAGUCUCCUUCAUGAAUGUAGCGUAUUAAGAAGGGCAGUGUGCUCUUGGGAGUAGAUCCCACGGAAGUUCCUGAACUCUGAUUUAAUGUCGUCCUUACUUUAUACCAGUUAUUAUUGAAGCCAAAAAACUUUCUUGAAUUUCUGGUAGCAAAAAGCUUUAUGUAAACAAAGAAAGUUAACACUAAUGAAAUGUCAUGUGCUUUCAGUCUGUCCUUUGUAAUACCAGCUUCCGGCUAGAUGGCUCUGGACUUUUAAAGGUGUCUGUUUGUAAGUAACUGUAUAUUUUUAGAAUUCCAAACUCACUUAGCUUUUUGUCAGAAAGAUGAAUUUUUGACUUUUUUCCAUGCUUGUUUUAAUCUUUAAUUUUUCUUCCUCAGAUAAAAGUGCUGUUAGCAUUUUUAACUUUCUUUUCCUAUUUAAAUUGUCAUGAUGUCUUCAUUUCCACUUUGAACCUUUCAGAUAUUGUAGUCUUCUCAUCUCUUUGGACGCUUUCUUCCUUUUGGGCUGUCUUCUAGUUUAUAGUGGUCUGACUGGGAAUUAGAACCCGGCCCCCUUCCUGGCGCUGCUCUCGCUAGCUGUAUGUAUAUCUGACUCCUGCUGAUGGGAAGAGGCUAUCCACCAGCUCUAAGCCGCUCUCCAGCUCCCUCCAGGAACCAAGAGGAUUGUGCCACUUCAGUAAAGAGCUGCCUUUGUGAACUGUUAGCUAGAUCAAGGAUGAUGCUGCUUGCUCUAACUUGAGCUAUAUUUAUUUCCCCAGUACAGGACUAAUGGUCUAAAAAUGCUCAGGGGAGGGGGGGAAAUGCUCUGCUUUUAAACAAUGUCAGUAAACAAAGACUCACGUCUGAAUUGAAAAAUUGCCUUUUGUCUUCUGGAGCAGCAGUACUCCAGCACACAGGGGCUCAGAGUGGAGGUGUGCUGCAGCCCAUGUGUGGCUGGCCAUGCCACUUCUGUGGUCAGUUUAGUGCUCUGUCAGCUGGGAUCUGUCGGGUAGAAAGCAGGCCCUGAUGCAGUCCUCUAGAAAUACUUUAUCCAGGACAUCACCCCGAAGCUCCAGCAGUGGCCUUUCUGCCGGGGUAUCAGUCUGGUCUUCUGAGGGUUGGUGGGAUGUUGGACCCGCCCUCCCAGAUAUCCCUGGCUUGCUUAAAUAACUGUUAAGGAAAAGAGCCUGCUUGCUUCGGUUUAAAAUAACAAUAGAUUCUUAGCCUGGCCGAGGUGGUGCACGCCUUUAAUCCUAGCACUCAGGAGGCAGAGGCAGGUGGAUCUCUGAGUUCGAGGCCAGCCUGGGCUACAGAGUGAGUUCCAGGACGGGCUCCAAAGCUACACAGAAAAACCCUGUCUCAAAAAACAAACAAAAAACCCAGACAAAACUACAGUAUAUUCUUAACUUAGAGAAAGGAAUUCCUGAAAAAACUUCUUUGCACAGGUUUGACCAAGCAGUCUCUAUCCUCCAGUAGUGGUAGAAUUGGUGUCUCCUCAGCGCUUCCUCCAGGCUGGACAGGGUUCACCUAGGACAUUGCAGAGCAAGGGAGACUGAAAUCCUCAGAGAAGUAGUCCAUCCCCAGCCAGUUCCUACUUCAUUUUUGUGGGACAACGUAAGCUCUCUUAAUUUGUUGGUGCCCGUCUUGGGCUGAUUCUACACAUGGAGGCUUAUUCAUAAUUAUAAAUCCCCAGCUUUAGCGUGGCUUGUUGCUAGCCAGCUUUUCUUAGCUUUAAAUUAUCCCUUCUAUCUUUGGUCUCUGGGCUUUUACCUUUCUCUAUUUCUGUGUACCUUUCUUUCUUACCCUGUUGCUGGUUGUGCAGCUGGGCGGCUGGCCCCUGAUUUCCUCCUUUUCCUCCUUCUCCUCCUCUUCCUCGUCUCUUGUUCUUUCUUUUUCUCCUACUUAUCCUCUCUGCCUGCCAGCCCUACCCUUCCUUUCUCCUGCCUUGCUAUUGGCCGUCAGCUCUUUAUUAGACCAUCAGGUUUUUCAGAAAGGAAAAGUAACACAGCUUCACUGAGUUAAACAAAUGCAACAUAAAAGAAUGCAACACAUCUUUGCAUCAUUAAACAAAUGUUCCACAGCAUCAACAAAUGUAACACAUGUUAAAAUACUUUUCUACAAGCCGGGCGGUGGUGGUGCACGCCUUUAAUCCCAGCACUCGGGAGGCAGAGCCAGGCGGAUCUCUGUGAGUUCGAGGCCAACCUGGGCUACCAAGUGAGUCCCAGGAAAGGCGCAAAGCUACACAGAGAAACCCUGUCUUGAAAAACCAAAAAAAAAAAAAAA